AUGGACAACACGAAGACAUCCUCACUCGAAGGCAGCGACAAGAAACCUUCUCAAUCAUUCGUGUCUGCUUCGGACGACAUCGCACUCCUCAACGAAGUAUCAUUCUCACGGCCAUGGGAAUCCCGGCGGUCAGCGGCAGGACUCGCAUGGGAGAAGAUUGCAAAGAAGCUCACCACCGACACCAGCCUGAGCGCAUUUAAAAGUGGCCCGGCUCUACGCAAGAGGACCGAGUUUCUUCUCAAAAAGCAUGCAGCCAACGAGCACGCCAGCCUUCGCAAGUCGGGGUCAACGGAAGAGUACGAUGUCCGUACUCAGCUACUCACCGAUGUUGCCACGCGCAUAGCAGAUUACGAGCAAUACAAGGAAGUACACCUCGAUCUUGACCGGCGAAAAAUGCAAGGUCUGAUCAACUCAGGCGAGGCAAUUCGUCAAACGGCCCUGCAAUCGACAAGCAAGGAAUUCAAUGGUGUCUCCAGCUCGUCAAGCGACAACAACAACGAUAUUCCGCGUACUGCAACGAACAAGAAGCGCAAAGCCAGCACGGGCAAGUUCUGCUCCAAGAAAACGAGGACGAAACGGGAAUCCUUGGACUUGCUUUUGAGUGGUGUGUCAGAGGGCGUCUCGAAACUAUCGAAAGCGGAUGACGAAAUGGCGGCGAUUCAACGCGAGCGUUUGGAAUUUGAUCGAGAACAGUCUGCACUUGCUCGAGAACAACUUUCGUUUGCUCGUGAACAAGCAUUGUAG
This is a messenger RNA of Aphanomyces astaci, 744 nucleotides long. RefSeq lists its product as hypothetical. Lineage: Eukaryota; Oomycota; Saprolegniomycetes; Saprolegniales; Verrucalvaceae. The transcript has a single exon. The record is from RefSeq and is a predicted model, not a curated record. Bases 1 to 744 code for a protein of 247 amino acids.